Messenger RNA from Echinops telfairi (small Madagascar hedgehog), 760 nucleotides. RefSeq names its product cortexin 1 (gene CTXN1). NCBI's taxonomy places the organism in Eukaryota, Metazoa, Chordata, Mammalia, Afrosoricida, Tenrecidae. The record is from RefSeq and is a predicted model, not a curated record. The annotation marks the transcript as partial. The transcript has a single exon.
GACGCGGAGCAACGCACGGUGUUCGCCUUCGUGCUCUGCCUACUCGUGGUGCUGGUGCUGCUGAUGGUCCGCUGCGUGCGCAUCCUGCUCGACCCCUACAGCCGCAUGCCCGCCUCGUCCUGGACCGACCACAAGGAGGCGCUUGAGCGCGGGCAGUUCGACUACGCGCUGGUCUGAAUGCGGGCGCGUCCCUCCGGCCGGCCUCCGCCGGGUCUCCCAGAACCCCGCCCCGCGGCCCCAACCCUCCCCUCGCGCCCUUCCGAUGCCCCUCUCGGCCAAGCGAAGCUCGCCCUCAUGCCCUAUCCUGUCCUCCCCACCUUUCACCAGCAUGGCUGGCCUCCCAGUCGAAUCCUCAGCUAGGAGCGCCCCAAGCGUGUAGGUGGCUUUGCUCUGCCCUGCCACCAGGCAUGAGCGCCAGCGUCUGUUCCUGGGGCUGGGAGCCCUGCUGUCCCCUCCUCCCUGUCCUCAUAUCCCCCUUAGGUGUUAGGCAGCCACGUCUGAGCCCACGUAGUGGACGUGCCUGCCGCUGUGCAUCCAGCCUGCCCCGGAGAUGGAGCCUUGGGCCAGUGUCCCGCCCAAGGAACAACAGUCACUGCUGUGUCCGGGACACAUCCAGGCCUCCGUGAGCGCUGGCAGGCCAGAGCCCCCUGCCCCUUACCCACCCGCUGUCUCUUCUGACGCUUCCUACCAUCUCUCCCAGGCCCCCUUCACUCCUCCCUGCCUUCGGGCAGGUCAUGGAAAUAAAAGCUGUUGUUCUUGA